Messenger RNA from Radiomyces spectabilis, 652 nucleotides. RefSeq lists its product as uncharacterized. The record is from RefSeq and is a predicted model, not a curated record. The coding region runs from base 278 to 487 and encodes 69 amino acids. Lineage: Eukaryota; Fungi; Mucoromycota; Mucoromycetes; Mucorales; Radiomycetaceae. The transcript has a single exon.
UUUUUUUCAUUUAUUCACAGCACUGGGCACGAUCAACUGAGUACGAUCAAAGUCUGGAGGGAGGCGGUACCUCUUCUUCAUCAGCAACCAUACUCUCUAGUUAUUUGACACUCGCGUCAAUGAUUUGAUAACAUCACUUGCUUCCGCGGCGCUACCGCUCCCCAUCCAUCGCCCGUCUAUUGAUUUGAGCAAUACCUUGCGCUAUUUGAGUGGUAUAUCUUUAAACACACAUUGCACUCUAUCUCAGCCGCAACCCAAGAUUCUCUUCUUGAUUACCAUGGCUACCUUCCUACGAUCCUCCGAACUCCAACAUAUUUCGUUGACGUCCACUAAAAUAUCUUCCGGCAAUAUUCUCACCUUUGUAGUGGUCACACCUAAAGAGCGCAGAAAGGGGCACUGGAUCAUCAAACCAUUCCUCGUCCAUCCGCACCACGACGCCACCCUUUGUCCCGUACGCGCCUUUCAACAACUGCAACAUUACCACUAGCUUAACGUCGACUUUCGGAUACCUUGUUUAUCAACUUUUAUCAACUUUUAUCACCCCAAUAAACCAGUCUAUGUAGCCAACAAUCAGUUGUUGACUCCGGAAACUCAUUCGCCUAUCUACCUCCGAACGCUAAGUCACUAUACGAUCUAUCGCUUCGGCCCUGAC